GCAAAUAGUUUUUAAAAGUAAGAAAUGGAUUCUACUGGUAUAAAUUUACAUCCUAAUUGGCGUGCACUAGCAACAAUUCAUAUUCCUUUAAAACGAUUUAUACAGGAAGGUAAACAAUAUAACGAAAAUAACUUGACUUCAGACACCCCACAGAAAUAUAAUAUUGAACAUAAUUUUGAUGGCGAAGAAGUUAAACAAUUUUACGAGAAAACAGUUAACUAUAGUAAGCAACAGUUAAGAGAUCAGCAGAAGACUGGCGUUAACAACUCUAAUCCUAAUGGAAGUAAAAAAGAAUGUGUUGAGCGCAAAGUGUCAUUCGAGCAAAGUAAAUUUUUUCGGUAUGCAGUCUCAAAUAACAUCGAGGAGCUUGGUAAAAUCGAUUUCACCACUGGAAACAUCAAUUCUUGUGAUAUUUAUGGUUGGACUGCAUUAAUGAUGUCUGCCUGUGAAGGUGCAAUUGAUGCAGUAAAAUUACUCUUAAAACUCGGUGCAGACGUUAACAUUAAAGACAGGUCCGGCUUGAAAGCAAUAGAUUUAGCAACCAAAAAAGGUUAUACCAAAAUUGUUACACUAAUAAAAGAAUUCAACCAGCAAGAAACAGUUGAAAUUGAUUUAGAGGAAGCUUCACCAGAGUUAAGAAAGGAAGAACCAUUCUUUUGUGGUGUAUGUAGAAAACAAUUUACUGAUACUAGUCUUCGCGAACAUCAAACAUCAACUGUACAUCAAUUCAAUACAAAGUCUGAAUUACCAAUUAAUAAACUUCAGAAGUUUAACAUUCCUCCUAAGAAUAGAGGUCUGCAACUAAUGGUUAAACAGGGCUGGGACAAAGAAAGCGGUUUGGGACCAACACAAAGUGGUAGAUUAUAUCCUAUUAAGACUGUUUUGCGCAAACAAAGAACAGGAUUGGGUAUAAAGCAAGAUGUACCACGUGUAACACAUUUUGGCGCUUUUGAUCUAAAUGCUGUUAAACAUAAACCUAUGUUCUCUACUAAGAAAAGUCACACAAAGAACGAUAUGAAGCGGGAAAAACAAAGAGAAUGGAAGAAAGAAAGACGUUUGCGUCAUGAAUUGAGCUAGUGCACACAAUAGGCUUUGAAUCAAAAUUUUUAUUUAACGUUUUUUGGUAUUUAGA
Molecule: messenger RNA, 1132 nt
Organism: Teleopsis dalmanni
Lineage: Eukaryota; Metazoa; Arthropoda; Insecta; Diptera; Diopsidae
Product: G patch domain and ankyrin repeat-containing protein 1 homolog
Exons: 1
Coding region: 25-1077 (350 amino acids)
Molecular function (GO): protein binding; nucleic acid binding
Source: RefSeq, a predicted model, not a curated record